Seminavis robusta is the source of this 1262-nucleotide messenger RNA. Lineage: Eukaryota; Bacillariophyta; Bacillariophyceae; Naviculales; Naviculaceae. The record is from the annotation of a GenBank genome assembly.
AAUCGAAUAGGAUCGAUUCGAAUAUCCGGUCGAAUCGAAUUCUCCCGCGGUAUCUUCUUCUUUCGUGCAAGAUCCACUCGAUCGGUCUCGGCAUUUCAUGCAUCGCACAGCCACGAGACACAAGUUUACCCAGCAAAGAUUAGUGGAGGCAUCUGGCAAGCAAGCAAACAAACAAACAAACCAACACUCCCUUGUUAAGUAUUAGCAGCAGCAAAUAGACAGACAGACCACACGAUGCAGACAGGUCAACAGCAAUGGGCAGAUCCCAGCCUCUCGGCACAAGGAGGCAUGAUGGGUGGUACCGGUGGUCCCGCGAUGGGCGGCAAUAUGAAUGCCAACGCUCACGAGGAGGCCUUGUUCCAACCGUACAGUACCCUUGACGAACCCGUGCUGGAAACCAUCAUGAGAGAUGUACGAGCGGUUAUCAGCAAACUCAAGGUCGUCAUGUUGCCUUUGGAUCGAACGCCCCAUUUUGUGGGAGGAUACACGGGAGUGUCCCAGUCAGAUCAGGGUGCGGAACAAACUGCUCAAGAUGACGAAAUGAGUGAAAAUGACCGAAAAGUAAUACAGGAACUCAAGGACUGGGAUCUUUGGGGCCCCCUGAUUGUCUGCUUGGCAUUGGCUGUCUUGUUGAGUUUCAAAGCUCCCACCAACCAGGCCAGUUUGGUCUUUGCGUCCGUCUUUAUCACUGUCUGGUGCGGAUCGGCAGUUGUCACUAUUAAUGCACAACUCCUGGGGGGAAACAUCUCCUUCUUUCAAUCCGUCUGUGUCUUGGGAUACUGCAUCUUCCCCAUGACGAUGGCAGCACUCGUCAUUGAUCUCCUCAAACCGACAUGGUUCUCCUGGGCGUGGUUGGAUUUGGUCUUUUUGGCGGCGGCAUUUCUUUGGGCCACGAGAGCGUCAUCCGUAUUUAUUGGGCUUUACGUCAAGAGAGAGCGAAGAUUCUUGGCCGUCUUUCCGGUACUCUUCUUUUACACCUUUGUCGCAUGGUUGAUUCUACUGUUCUAAAAAAAGAAUGAGCUUGAAAUUGUGCAUUUUGCCAGAGUACAAAAGAAAGGAACACGACAGGAAGGAGAAUGAAAUGAUGCUUAAAAAGGCAACAAUUUAUGAUUGGAACAGAGCGACGAGGCCAAGGUCAGGCACGGCCGUCGCGGAGAAAGGCGUCGUCGGUGUUGCACCUGUUACUGAAUCGAAUCGAUGGAAAUCAAAAACUACAAUAAUCAAAACUAUUAGUUUGCACGCUACUUUACGACUGCAUUCAU